This is a messenger RNA of Etheostoma cragini (Arkansas darter), 2770 nucleotides long. It is a transcript of the gene pnn, whose product is annotated as pinin, desmosome associated protein. Gene Ontology annotation, cellular component: catalytic step 2 spliceosome. The coding region runs from base 95 to 2128 and encodes 677 amino acids. The transcript has 9 exons. The record is from RefSeq and is a predicted model, not a curated record. NCBI's taxonomy places the organism in Eukaryota, Metazoa, Chordata, Actinopteri, Perciformes, Percidae.
UUUCAGCUACGGUUACAACCGAAGAAGAAGAAAAAAAGCAAGGGAAGGUAAAAGAAGAAGAAACACCACGUGAUUCGCGCUAACUGGAAGCAAGAUGGCGGUAGCGGUGCGUAGCUUGCAAGACCAGCUUGAAAAAGCAAAGGAAAGCUUGAAAAAUGUGGACGAUAAUAUUCGUAAAUUAACGGGACGUGAUCCUAAUGAAUCAAGACCGGGUCAGCUCCGUCGGCUCGGCGGCCCCAUGGCAGGCCCAGGUGGAGGUAGAGGCAGAGGAAUCAACCUGCUCAGGCGUAGUCUCUCAGACAUGGGAAGCGGCGGCCCCCCUGCCAAGCAGAGGGACAUCGAAGGAGCCCUGCUAAGGCUUGCGGGGGACCAGAGGGCCAGGAGAGACGCGCGUCACGACAGUGACGCCGAGGAUGAUGACGAUGUCAAAAAGCCGGCGUUGCAGUCGUCUGUAGUAGCUACCUCCAAGGAGAGAACACGCAGAGACCUCAUUCAAGAUCAAACCAUUGACGAGAGGGGCAAACAGAGGAAUCGGCGUAUGUUCGGCCUGCUGAUGGGGACCCUGCAGAAGUUCAAGCAAGAGUCCAACGUCUCCACAGAGAAGCAAAAGCGACGUACAGAGAUUGAGCAGAAGCUAGAGGUUCAGGCUGAGGCUGAGAAAAAGAAGGCAGAGAGUGAUAAAAGAGAGCUGUUUGAAGAGAGGAGAGCCAAACAGACUGAGCUGAGACUACUGGAACAAAAAGUGGAAUUAGCUCAGCUGCAAGAGGAGUGGACCAGCCACAAUAAUCGUCUGGUGAAAUACAUUCGCACCAAGACCAAGCCUCAUAUAUUCUACGUGCCUGGAAAAAUGUGCUCCGCCACACAGAAACUCCUCGACGACUCCACCAAGAAACUAAAUGCUGUGUUUGAUGAGAGGCGUGAGGCUUUUGUCGAACACCUCAGCAAGAUGGAGUCCCGCCCCCGGCGACAGCCAAACCGCGACCAGGAUGGCAACACGGCAGCAACAGGGAUGGACCACUCGGCGGCGGGUAAGCCAGCAGGUCAGGUAGUCAAGGUGACAGGUAACAGGGGGGAUGCAGAGAUGGAGGAGGAGGAUGAGGAUGAUGAGGAAGAGGAGAAGGAAAAGGAGGGAAACAGAAAGGUGGUAGAGAAGGUUAAGAGGGAGGAAGGAGAGAAGGAAGUGCAGGAAGAGGUAGAGGGGAUGGAGUUGGGUGAAGAGGGCAGUGAGGAGAAAAAAGGAAGGCAGGAAGGGUUUAAAGACAGAGAGGAGGAGAAAAAGGAGGAGAAAAAGGAGGCAAGUCCAGGGUCAGAGGGGAUGGAGGUAGAAAGCGGGCCGGGGAAGAUCGAAAGGAGUAAGGCAGAGGAGGGAGAGACAGUCAGUAUACAGGGGCCUACAGAUCUCCAGAAUGAAAAGACCCAGGACACUCAGUCCUCUGAACCAACCAUAACGAGUCAAGAAGCACCAGACACCAGUCACCAGCCCCAGCUCAGCCAGCCUGCAGAGGAACCAGCAGUUAAGUCCCCCGAGACCCAGGGAUCUUCUCCCACCCCAGAACCCCAAACAGCCUCCACGGUGCCUGGGCAGGAUGUCAGUAUCAUCCCAGGCCUCGAGGGCCAGACCUCAGCUGCUGAGAACCAGGCUGUAGAAGUGAAACCGGGGGAGGAUGAAGCACCCCGAAAUCUGCCUGAUUCCAAGGGGGCCCCCAGCACCACCCCUGCACCCUCUAAGGAGGAAGAGGGGAGAGGGAGAAAGAAGGCAAAGGAGCCAAAGAAGGGGCGCAGUCAUAGCAACAGCUCCUCAUCUUCCUCGUCCGGCUCCUCCUCCAGCGGAAGCUCCUCCUCUUCCUCCGGAUCCAGCCACUCCUCUUCGUCAUCAUCCUCUUCUUCAUCCUCUUCGUCCAGCAGCCGAAGUCGCAGCCGCGAAAGCAGUAAGCGGAAGAGGAGGCCGUCCGAUAGGGCCAGGGACAUGAAAAAAGGAGAAGAUAGAAGCCUCCGCAAGAGAGGAGGAAGUAGCGGAGGAGGGAGGGACUCAAAGGGAUCCAAGAAGAGGAGCAAGGAAGGGAGGAGCAGGUCAUCCCGGAGCGAUAGGGAGCAUAAAGAUAGAGACAGGAAGGACAAGAGACGCUAAUCUGGUUCUUUUUCAGCCAUUUUAUGGUAAAGUUGGCAAAUACAGUGAAAUCAACAAUUUAAUUAAUGACACACAAAAUAUUAACAUUUCCCCUAAAAACGCCACACGCUUUUUGAGCUUUUAACAGGAUUUUAUUUCACAAUGUAGGGAUUUCUAAGUCAAUGUCAAAAAGAAUUGAAACAGUGGUGACUGCUAAUAAUUUUCUUCUAUUUUUCUUUUACUUGGCAAAGAAAAUGUAAACUGGACUCUUAGUUAGGGGUGCAUCUGUCUGCUCUGUAAUUGCACGCAUAACUAACAGCUAUGAGACGGGCGAGACUAUUUGAGAUUUCUAUUUAGUCGUGUCAUUUUAUCUUCCGUCUGGCAUUUUGGUUUUAAAGAAGGUCUUUGUGGUAUUAUGAUGAAAAUGAUUUGUUUUCAAUUUUUCAUUCUAAUGCCAUGUGCUGGGGGUAUUCGUGGUUAUGGUAGCAGUAACCAUUAACAUACAGUAGCUGUGUUUUCAUGUUGAUCCUCAUGUAUUUUCACUAUUUGAGGAAUGUCAUUGCCCUUGUAUCUUUAUCACGUGGGUACAUGUAUGAUUUGCUCAAAUGCUGGGUUUGUUUUGUAUCGAUCUGCUUCAAAUUAAAAGUCAGGUAUUAGAGGAAA